AUGAUUGAAAGAAAAGAUAAAUUUUAUAGAGAAUUUUUAGAAAAUAAUUUAUUUUAUGCAUCAUUUGUAAUAGGAUAUGAUGGUAGUUCAAUAGCAUAUAAUAAAUCACCACAAAUUGGAGAAAGUGAUGCAAUUAUAAAAGGUUUUAAAAAUAUUAAAAAAUGGAAAAUUAUAAAAAUAAUUGGUGAAGAAUUUUUAAUUUAUAAUAUCGAUAAUAAUAAAGUAUAUGCACAAAACGAAAAACAUGGUUGUAUUUUAAUUAAAACAAAUAAAGCAUACAUUAUUGGAAUUUAUCCAAAAAAACAAGAAGUUUCACCAAGAUCAGUUUAUUUAGAAAAAUUUUGUAAACAAUAUGAUGAAGAAGAUAUUAUUAAAAUAAAUGAAAAAGAAAAAUUUGUUUUUUAA
Molecule: messenger RNA, 405 nt
Organism: Dictyostelium discoideum AX4
Lineage: Eukaryota; Evosea; Eumycetozoa; Dictyosteliales; Dictyosteliaceae
Exons: 1
Coding region: 1-405 (134 amino acids)
Molecular function (GO): actin binding
Source: RefSeq, a predicted model, not a curated record